Messenger RNA from Anisakis simplex (herring worm), 594 nucleotides. The record is from the annotation of a GenBank genome assembly. Lineage: Eukaryota; Metazoa; Nematoda; Chromadorea; Rhabditida; Anisakidae.
AUGUUGCAGACCGGUCUCUCCGCCUCACAGUCAUUUUUCGGUCGGACUUGUAAACCAUCGAAGAAUGAUGGCGAACGACAUGGUGAGCAUGGUGGUGCAGCUCUGUUGUCUAAAAUUAAAUUACAAUGCAAAAACGGUGGCAACUGUAACGUUCAGGCCAUGUUAAGUUCACCAAAAGAUGAGGGGACGCUGAAGUUCACUUCAGAUGAGCGACUAUCGUUGUCAUCCUCACUUUUGUGGUUCUCGGCAGAGCCCUCUUUGACACGAGCGCUUAACGACACAUCAUCAUCGCUGUCCGAUGCAGCCUCUUAUUCAAGAUAUGGACGUCGUUCGAAAUACUUCAAAGUAUCGUCGGUGCUGGACGCGCAAGAGAAAGCUGGUAUUUCGAAUGCAACUCCACAAACGUCACCACCCCUACCACUAGCAAAGCCAGUGCCACUUCCAUUCUGGUCAUUGCCGGUGUGGAUUUGUCAAGAUGCGUUGAUAAAGCAGCAGUUCUUAUCAGCUAUAGAUUCUGAUGUAACUGAUAACGAGAAUCAUGUAUUGCCACAAACUGAACCUCUCGAUUUAUCGCUCAAGAAGACGAGCAGUUGA